Messenger RNA from Sphaeroforma arctica JP610, 297 nucleotides. RefSeq lists its product as hypothetical. NCBI's taxonomy places the organism in Eukaryota, Ichthyosporea, Ichthyophonida. The coding region runs from base 1 to 297 and encodes 98 amino acids. The record is from RefSeq and is a predicted model, not a curated record. The transcript has 2 exons.
AUGCUUAUUAUUCUAUCUGUCUGGUUACGGGGUCCAGCGUGGAACGGAAUCGACAAACAAAAGACUACUGCUAAGGGUAAGGACACCACUGCCGCUGCCAAGGCCAAGAAAACCGCUGCAGUACUAUCGGCAACCGAGCGUUCUCAGUUGUAUGCAUCGGUGGUACAACUUUGCACCAUGGAGGAAGAGGAACGAGCCGUGACGAUGCUUCAUCCAGACUAUGCGUUUACUCGCUUUGGUGACGAACUCGAAAUCUCGGAAACUCAUAUUUCUUACUGCAGCGCACCCCCAAUUUGA